AUGUCCAGCCCAGCCAAGAAGCGCAAGCUCAAUAAGGAUCACAAGACCACCACUGGCAGCGCGCCUCUGCCGUCGAGGGGGCUGGAGUACUUCUUUUCCAAGCAGCGGCAGAGCGUCGAGACGCCGCCAGCGCCAGGUGCUGCUCGGGACGUGGAGCUGUCGAAUGGGCCUUCUGACGAUCAGGGAAGCGGAAAUGGAACUCCUAGUGGUGGGGAGACGGGUGCUUUCGAUGCUGAGCAUAACGGAUUGACGGACGAGGAGUUGGCGCGGAAACUGCAGGCACAGUGGGAUAAGGAGGAUGCUGAGCAGCAUCAGCAGCAUCAGCAGCAGCAGCAGCAGCAGCAGCAGCAGGACGGCGGGCUCAAUCAGGCAAUUGACCUGCCUUCAGGGACUGACGACGGAACAUCUGGGACGGCCCUGGCCAGCGCAGAACUUGACCUGGCGAAUGUUGUGCAAAGCACCGAACGCUCUACGGUACCGCAUACGCCAGAUCUUCCCAAGGGCGUCGUCAACCCUUUCGCAAUGGGUAAAAGCACAUUAUCAUUACAAUCGGUCGCAUCGGCUGUCGACACGAUCACGGAGUCCAUACCAUUUGACGAAAGCCCCUUGACGUUCGACCCUUCGAAGUAUCUUCCCGAGUUGCAGAAAGGGUGGGCGUCAGAUCGUGGACAGGCUUCGUACUCACUCUUGUCGCAUUGCUUCGUGAUCGUCGGAGGCACGCAAAGCCGCAUAAAGACGGUGGAUUCAUUAGUCAAUUGCUUGCGAAUAUUGAUUGAGGGUGACCCGGAGAGUUUACUGCCGACGGUGUGGCUGGCGACGAACUCGAUUUCGCCACCAUACAUAUCCUUGGAACUAGGACUUGGUGGCUCCGCGAUUUCCAAAGCCCUCAAGCAGGUCUGCGGCUUGGACAACCGAUCGUUGAAAGCUCUGUACGACAGGCAUGGCGACGCUGGGGACGUGGCAUUCGAGGCGAAGAAGAAGCAGAGCUUCACAUUGCGUAAGCCCAAGCCACUUACAAUCAGAGGUGUGUAUCAGUCUCUUGUGAAAAUCGCCAACAGCCAAGGCCAUGGAAGCGCGGAGCAGAAGCAACGGAUUGUGGACAGACUGCUGCAAGAUGCCCGUGGUGGGGAGGAGAGUCGGGCUUUCCUGUUGUCGCGGCCCCCUGGAGCAGACUUCCCGCUCAAAGACAGACAGAAGCUGCGAGGGUUGAAAAAGGAGGAGCUGGCAGAAGUGUGGAAAGAGGCCGAGGAAAUUGUCAAGGCGUGCUUUGCGAAGCGGCCCAACUAUAACGACUUGAUUCCCAUCAUGCUGGAGAUCGGCGUGUGUAAGGAGCUCCUUGUGCGCUGUGGAUUGACCAUGCACAUCCCGCUCCGUCCCAUGCUGGGAAGUAUCACGCGCGAUCUAUCCGAGAUGCUCACAAAGCUGCAAGGCCGAGAUUUCGCCUGCGAGUUCAAGUACGACGGCCAGAGAGCUCAGGUUCACUGUGACGAGAACGGCAAGGUUUCGAUAUUCUCACGGCAUCUUGAGGUCAUGACGGAUAAGUACCCCGAUCUUGUCGAGCUGGUGCCAAAGAUCCGAGGUGAAGGGGUUGGAAGCUUCAUCAUGGAAGGCGAGGUCGUCGCUGUCGACCGGCAGACUGGCGAUCUCAAGAACUUCCAGACCCUGACGAACAGAGCUAGGAAGGACGUGGCUAUUGGCAGCAUCACCAUUGAUGUAUGUCUCUACGCUUUUGAUCUGAUGUACCUCAACGGUCAGCCUCUGCUUGACCGUGCAUUUCGCGAGCGCAGAGAGCUGCUCAGAUCGCUCUUUACGGAAGUUCCGCAUCAUUUUACCUGGGUGAAAAGCCUUGACGCCACUUCUCAGGACUCGGAGAUGGUGCUAGACUUCUUCAAGCAGGCAACGGACCAAAAGUGUGAAGGCAUCAUGGUCAAGAUCUUGGACAACUUGCCGGAGCUUCCAGCCCCGCCUGUGGAUAUUGCUGUUGAUAACCAAGAAGCAAUACGAAAGGCACAAACGCCUCUAACAGCUUCGGAGACGUUGACGCUCCCUAAAACAAGAUCUUCUAGAUCAAAAUCGAAGUCGAAAGCAGCCCCGGCAACAGACGCGGCUACGGAUACCAAUACACAGGCACCCGGACUAACGAACGGGGAGGAGAAGAAGUCGACAGGCAGACGGAAACCACUACUCGCGACUUACGAGCCGGACAAGCGACUUGACUCAUGGCUGAAGGUCAAGAAAGAUUACAGCUCCUCAUUUGACACCCUCGACCUGAUUCCUGUUGCCGGAUGGCACGGCCAAGGCCGAAAGGCGAAAUGGUGGUCGCCCAUUCUAUUGGCAGUGCGUAAUGAAGAGACUGGUCAGCUUGAGGCAGUGUGCAAAUGCAUAUCCGGCUUCACCGACGCUUUUUACAAGGCCAACAAAAAGUUCUAUGAUGAUGGGUCUGGCGAUCCAGAUGACGUCAAUGGCACAUCAAAGGACCGCGAGGAUGAUGACGGUGCCGAUGACGAAGAUGCAGAAGAAGCGUCAGACCAAGACGGUAAUGGCGAAGGUGAGACAGCGUCCAAAAGUCGCAAGUACAAGAAUACGCGUAAGACCAAGCCCAGCUUCAUAGACUACGCAGGCCACCCAGACGUUUGGUUCGAGCCGCAGGAGGUCUGGGAGAUGGCUUUUGCCGACAUCACGCUGUCGCCAACAUACACUGCGGCCAUCGGUUUGGUUAGCCAGGAUCGCGGCUUGAGCAUGCGUUUCCCACGGUUCCUUCGCAAGCGCGAGGACAAGAGUAUCGAUGAGGCGAGCACAAAUGAGCUCCUAGCCGCGCUCUACAGGAAACAAGAGGCGAAAGCGCCCGCUGCUGCGGUGUCGGAGGUCAAGGAUGAGGAUAUCGAGGAUGAGUAA
Microdochium trichocladiopsis is the source of this 2895-nucleotide messenger RNA. RefSeq lists its product as uncharacterized. Gene Ontology annotation, biological process: mitochondrial DNA repair; double-strand break repair via alternative nonhomologous end joining; DNA biosynthetic process. The coding region runs from base 1 to 2895 and encodes 964 amino acids. The transcript has 3 exons. Lineage: Eukaryota; Fungi; Ascomycota; Sordariomycetes; Xylariales; Microdochiaceae. Gene Ontology annotation, cellular component: DNA ligase III-XRCC1 complex. The record is from RefSeq and is a predicted model, not a curated record. Gene Ontology annotation, molecular function: ATP binding; DNA binding; DNA ligase (ATP) activity.